This is a messenger RNA of Pundamilia nyererei, 2194 nucleotides long. It is a transcript of the gene cnr2, whose product is annotated as cannabinoid receptor 2. Gene Ontology annotation, biological process: G protein-coupled receptor signaling pathway. Bases 97 to 1230 code for a protein of 377 amino acids. Gene Ontology annotation, cellular component: membrane. Gene Ontology annotation, molecular function: cannabinoid receptor activity. NCBI's taxonomy places the organism in Eukaryota, Metazoa, Chordata, Actinopteri, Cichliformes, Cichlidae. The transcript is spliced from 3 exons. The record is from RefSeq and is a predicted model, not a curated record.
UGCUGUUUUGCGUGUCAUGCAGCUUCAGCUCUGCGGCUAAGAGGCAGGAAAUCAGAUAUUUCAGUAGUUUGCCAAGAAAGAAGAGAAGUAGCUGGAAUGACGGACGGGGAGAAAGCUACUUCUGUAGAGCAUGGACACACAGUUAACAAGUCCUGUGUGAAUCUGACGUGCUACAUGGUCCUGAGUGACGAAGAGAGGAAAGCCAUCGGCACCAUCUGUUUCCUGGCAGGCCCUGUCACACUACUGGAAAAUGUUCUUGUGCUUGGGGUGAUUGCUAGCACAGCCACCUUGCGAAAGCGGCCAUCCUAUCUGUUUAUUGGCAGCCUUGCUCUGGCUGAUGUCUUUGCCAGUUGUUUCUUCACCAUAAGUUUCUUACACUUUCACCUCUUUCAUCUCAAAGAUGGCCCAGGCGCCUACCUCUUCAAGCUAGGCGGUGUCACCAUGGCCUUCUCUGGUUCAGUGGGAAGUUUACUGCUGACUGCUCUGGACCGCUACAUCUGCAUCUACCACUCCUCGACUUACAAGGUGUUGCUGACACGGCGCAGAGCCCUGCUGAGCCUUCUGAUUCUCUGGAGUACAAUCAUCUUCCUCUCCUUCUUACCUCUAAUGGGCUGGAGGUGUUCCACAGGCCUUACUCCACCUUGCUCAAACUUGUUUCCAUACAUCAAUAAGCACUAUCAAGCCUUCUGGACCAGCUUCGUCCUUGUGAUUCUGGUUCUGAUUUUGGGGGCUUAUGCUCUCAUCCUGUGGAAGGCCCACCGCCAUGAGUGCUCAAUGACCAGCUUCCAGGGAGCAGCAGGAAAAGCUCAAUCUCGCAUGAGGAUGGAUAUCCGGUUGGCUCGCACCUUUGGCCUGAUUCUGCUCAUACUGGUGGGCUGUUGGGUUCCUGUGCUUUCUUUCAUGCUAGUAGAUGUCUCAGUGAUCCUGACCCGAGACCAACAGCGGGCCUUUGCUUUCUGCAGCACCCUCUGUCUGGUCAACUCUUCAGUCAACCCACUGCUGUAUGCCCUGCGCUUUCGAGAACUAAGAAUUGCUCUUUUGCGGAUGCUGCAAAAGCUGUGUUGCAAGGGAAGGUGUAAAAAACUCACAGAAGACUCAAGCCAUGGACUACCCUCUGCAGAAGACAACUGUACUGCUUUAUCUGACGAUGAGAUGCCCAAGGCCAGAACCACCAGACCUGACUCCAUUUCAGAAAUGGUCUACAGUCACCAGCUGACCAUGAGAAAGUGAAGGAAGCUGAACGUUAAAAUAAAAGAGAAGCAAUACAGUUCGUGAAACACUUGUUUUCACGACAGCUGUUAGCUAGUGAUCAACACCAUCACUGUCGAUCAGGAUAAAAUCUGUCUAUACAAGGAAAUGUCACUUACUGCUUUUUUUUAAAUUGUAAUUGCGAAUAAGCUUGUAAAUAAGUAAACAACGCAUGAUAACAGUACUUGUCAAAACAAAACACAAACCCUGGGAAUUACAAUGUGACCAUUACACAUUACUUUAAUUAUAAGAGAUUAUAAAGUAUGUUGUUGACCAUUAAUCCGUAAUGUUAUUACCAGUUAAUAUGCUUAAAAUAGAAAAUGAUAGUUACACAGAGGACACACAGAGCUUUUUUCAGCAUUUUGCAAUAACUGCACCCAAAAGAUUUAAAUGGAAAUAAAUACCUCUGCACUCAAUCAGACUAAGUAAAUUGUUUUGUACAAAUGUAUGCUACUAUGUGUUACUAAUAUUUAAGCACAUAUAAAGGUCAUUUACCUUUGACCUCCAUGUUUCCCCUCUCACUACUUUAGCAUUCCAUGAAAUCCUGGUUCCGUGAACUGAACUGCUGACUUUUGGGUUUGCCAUUUGUUGCUAGCAUGCUUCUUUAUUUUUCAGUGUAUGACCCAGAGCACGCAGGAACAGAGGAAGCAGUGGGUCGCCAAUCUGCACAUGAAUGCCAGGACCCCACAGAAUUUCACACAAUGCUCACUGCACAAAUCCAAGCAGUGUGUAGAGGUGAAUGGAGCAGAUGUUAGGAAGAGAACGAGCACAGACACUAGAACAGUCUUUGCGAUAGUAAAAGCUGGCAGCUGCAGUAGAGCGCACACUGAUAUGCAGUUACACUCACAGUGACACACAGCGUAACAGAGGUAGAUAAUCAGAGCUGAUGCUUGUUGAUUUAGACUUUAGAACACCUAUUUCAUCCAUUGUGUGAACUUAUUAAAAA